AUGGAAACAAGGAAACGUGAGAACGUGGAAACAGGGGACAAAAGAAAAUCGAGAGUCAAGAAGGAACAGACCAAGCAAGCUAUGUCGUCUCUGCUUCUCAGCCUCUCUUCCAAGCCCUCUCUCCUCCGCAAACUUUCUCUGAGAUGCCACAGUACCAUUCGGAUGUUUUCCUCUACCACAUCCACCAACCCUUACUUGAUGUACCGAGUCACCUCCAGUGGUAAAGAAUCCGCAGGUGCAAUGACGGAGCUCCGAAUGUUUGAUCCGGCCAAGGAAGAUUAUUUCACCGUCGGUGAUAAGCCACUUCCCAAAGAGUUGGUUUCGUCUGCGCUAGUGGGAAGUUCUCAUGGGUGGGGAGUUUUCACCUACGACGGACGUUCCAUACUAGUCAGCGACUUCUGCAACCCCUCGAGCUCCAAAUCAAACCCUAAGAUAAUCCCUCUGUACCCUCGGCCUAAUAUAAUCGGCUGUCAAACUGAAGUGGUAAGUGGCGUGGCAAUGACGUCUUCUCCUCAAGAGCAAGACUGCGUUAUCUGCGUCAAGUUCGCGGGACGUCCGGUGAGUAUAUACACCCCCGGUCGAGACACAGACAAGGGACACCUCCUCCUUGUCUCUCAACAAGUAUUCGACCAUUUUGAAGAAUCCAAGCUCAUGUAUUCCAAGAGAGAUCAAAAGUUCUACAUGGUUAGCACUGGUGGCCACCACUUGUGGUCUUGGGGUGGUAUCCGAUCAACCAUUCCUCAGUUUAUUGAGCUGCGGUUUCACAACCUUCCUCAGUUCUCGCAUUCCGAGUUGCAGCUUCUUGAUUCUUGUUACAGAACACAUGACCUUGUCGAGUCUUCCUCAGGACAACGUUUCCUAGUCAAAUGGUAUGUUCGAAGCCCUGAUCUCCAGACCUUAUGGUUCGAUUGUAGCGGCACAAAGCGGUUCAUGGUGUUUAGAGAGGAGGAAGAUAUGGUGAACAUGUGUUACACAGAGGACAUUGGUGAUCUCUGCAUAUUCAUCGGAGAUAACGAGCCUUUUUGUGUCGAGGCCAGCUCAUUCCCGGGACUAAUACCGAAUUCAAUCUAUUUCGCCGGUGAUGGUUAUGGUGAAGGCUAUGGCGUCUACGACAUCGCCUCAAGAACCCCACGUUCCUUCGAACCCAAGUCUCUCCCAGGUUUCCCUCAUUUACCUAAUCCUCGACCUUGCUGGGUUCCUCACUGGCUUCCUCCAGUUCCUCUCCAGUAG
Microthlaspi erraticum is the source of this 1230-nucleotide messenger RNA. The record is from the annotation of a GenBank genome assembly. NCBI's taxonomy places the organism in Eukaryota, Viridiplantae, Streptophyta, Magnoliopsida, Brassicales, Brassicaceae.